AUGGCGGCGGCGGGCGCCAGCAGCAGUGACCUGCUGAUCGUGGGGCCGGGGGUGCUGGGAAGCUACGCAGGCAAGCUCUGGCUCGAGUCGUUCCCGGGGGCGACGGUUGUGGCGCAGACCAACACAGAAGGCAGCCACGACAGGCUGAAAAGCUUGGGGCUGACGCCGCGCACGCGUGAUCAGGCGGGUGACAGCAGGAAGUUCUCGCACGUGCUGUUUGCCGCGCCCCCAUCCGGCAGCGAGGACUACCCGGCAGAGGUGGCGGCGGCCGCCCAGCUGUGGGACGGCACUGGCAGCUUUGUGUUCACCUCCUCCAUGUCCGUCUGCGCCGCAGAGGAUGGCAGUGAGGUCAGCGAGGAGCGCUGCCCCUUGGUGCCCCAGGGCAAGUCUCCCAGCACAGACCGGCUGCUUGCCGCUGAGGCCGCGGCGCUGGCUGCAGGCGGCAACGUGCUGCGGCUGGUGGGGCUGUACCACGCGCAGCGCGGGCCGCAUACGUUCUUCAUCAAGCAGGGUGAGGUGGCGCGGUACGGCGGGUACACGGUCAACAUGCUGCACUAUCAGGACGCGGCGGGCCUGGCAGCAGCCAUCCUGCGCGGCGACGGCGCGGCCGACGGGGCGUACCGCGGGCGUGUGUUUGUGGGCGCCGACAACCACCCGCUGACCUUCCAAGAGAUGGUAGACGCGUGCUUUGCGUCAGGGCUUUUCAGCGGGGCUGUCAACUUCACGGCGCCUGCCCCUGUGGGCGGCGUCGGGCUUGGGAAGCGGGUGAACAACAACGUGACACGGCAGCAGCUUGGAUGGGCGCCAGAGUUCAGCAGCUUUCGGGAGUUCUUCACG
Monoraphidium neglectum is the source of this 837-nucleotide messenger RNA. RefSeq lists its product as hypothetical. The transcript has 3 exons. The record is from RefSeq and is a predicted model, not a curated record. The annotation marks the transcript as partial. NCBI's taxonomy places the organism in Eukaryota, Viridiplantae, Chlorophyta, Chlorophyceae, Sphaeropleales, Selenastraceae.